Molecule: messenger RNA, 2750 nt
Organism: Pseudogymnoascus verrucosus
Lineage: Eukaryota; Fungi; Ascomycota; Leotiomycetes; Thelebolales; Thelebolaceae
Exons: 2
Coding region: 804-2534 (576 amino acids)
Source: RefSeq, a predicted model, not a curated record
GUUGAUGUUUGUGGUUAUAUGUUGGUUGGUUGGUGGAUGUUGGAGGGGAAGACGGAGAAAUGUAAUUACUGUGCCGACAUCGACCUUGGUUGUCACGUGCACACAUUUUACCCCACCUCGACGCCAGGAACCAAACUAUCACAAAGAUAUUUAUAUACACUGGACAUUUAUAUUUACAUUUUCUAAUAAUAAAUGGAUAUAUAAAUAUAAUUUUCAACGAAGACACACAGAACCCCUUCUUUGAAGCAUUGAAACUCAAGUGUGUGAUUCUUAAUACCCUUUUUAUUACUACUGCCCCUUCCCUGCCUCUGCAGGUACAACCGCGCCGGAACCGCACAACAUCGCACAGCAUAUAUUACACCAAAUUGCCCUAUCUGGCAUUCUCGUGCGUCCCCGGAUGUGAACCGGCGUCCCGGUCGGAGCUAUUAUCCUUAACUGUCCAGUCUUGUGCCUGUACCGUCCUCAACUAUCCAAUCCGGUCCUUUACUAUCUUUCCACUGUCGUCCCACUAUACAACUAUACAGGUGUUGUCACCUUAGUGUCUGUGUGUGGGGCCAUCCCACCGUCCCACACCGAAGCCACCACCGCCGCCCAACCCCACACUCUUGAACUACAACAAACAUCACCCCCUCAAAAACAUUUAAACGGCUUCUCUCUCUGGCUGUACUAUACUAUAUACCAUAUACUCACAGCUACUCGACAUGAUAUAGACAAAAGAUUUCUAUUGCUUCUGUUAUCUUUCUCUGUCUGACAGCCAAUCUCUGAGCUACUGCCAGCUGUCAUUGUCCCAUUUCCCCGCAGCCAUGUUCAGCGGUAUACUCCAAGCUGCCAGCGCGGGAGCGGGAGCCGCUCAAGGUCCUCCAGGAGCAUCACCAUCCGAACCAAGCCAACCGCAUGAGAUCCCCCCCCCAACACCCGUCCGGUUCCCCUCCCUCCUCCCUCGCGCCCCCGGCACCGCAACCCCCCCACCACACGACAUCCCGCUCCGCACCUACAUCCGCUCCAUCCAGCGGCCAGCCGACAUAAAACUCUCCCACUUCGAAGCUCUCGGCCUGCACAUCAUCCCCGACGCACCCCUCACCUCCCUCCUCCCCGACCCCUCCUUCCUCCCCCCCUCGUCCUGGUCAACCCCCCUCCCCGACCCCUCCGACACCGACCCCGACGACCUCGACGACCUCCCGCCCACCCCGCCGCUGCCACUCAACAACGGCCGCCCCGCCCCCGGCCGCUCCACCUACACCGAGCGCAUGAAAGAACUCUCCACCCCCAACCCCGCCGCCUUCCGCACCGUGCGCCGCCUCCCCUCCACCCCCUCCCACCCCACCGCGCGCCUCGGCAACGCCUACGAGUUCUUCAAGAACCUCGAGCUCAUCUCCGGCUUCUGGGUGGACACCUCGCUCUCCGGUCCCGAACCGCUCGCCACCGACGACGCCCCGGAACCCGUACAUCAACGAAUCCACAUCCGCUCCGGCACCGGGUCGCAAACCCCUCCCGAUUUCCGCGCCGCCCUCCUCGCCGCAUUCGUCAAGUUAGUCGCUUACGAUUUCAGCUGCAACGUCUCCCUCCCCCGCGUCGAGCCGCGUCUGCACAUCGGUCCCUCCCUCUCCCCCCCACCAAACUCGAGCUUCCCCAACUCCUCCCCGCCAUCCUCGUUUCCAACAAAUAUAUCCUUCAUCUACCGCACGCCCUCCGACCGGCUCUCCGCCCGCGGCGGCAUCGUCGAGGGACCCCUCGCCGCUCUCUCCGCACGGCACGCAACGUCCUUCGAUAAACCCCUCGAUGAACUCCUCGAUCUCGCACGCGAAACGGCCGCGCUCUUCGUAGCUGCCCAGCAGCGAAAUCGAGAGGGGAGGGAGGAGCGGAAAUACGAUCCUGCUGAUCCGGAGAAAUGGUGGUGUUUUAAACCGCGCUGGGGCGGCGGACCGGGGGGGCCGAUUGGGAAAGAAGAAGGUAUGGCAGUUGCGCCUACUCUCGCUGCUGCUGCUGCUGCUGCCCCCUCCGCUUCCUCCUCGGACUUGCCCGACACAUCUUCUUCACCCACCCCCACAACCGCUGCCCCCCGCCCCCCCCCAAAACGCCGCACAACCCGCAAAACCACCUCCCUCUACGACGCCUACCGCCAGCUCCGCCCCCCCUCCACGACCUGGGACCGAAAAGCGCGCUAUCAGUGUAUAGGCCGCGAACCGGGGGCGGAGUGGGAUGAUGUUUUCUUGGUGAGUUGUUUGAAUCACCAUGUUGCGAUUUCGAGGUUGAGGGUUGGGAGGGGGGUUUUGGUGGGGUUGGAGGGACUGGAUGGGGAGGGGGAGGGGCCGGGGUGUGCGGGGGCGGGGGGGGGUGGGGUGAAUGGGCAUGGGAAUGGGGGGGAGGAGGGGGAGGUGGGAGUGACGGUGUGGAGGAGUAGGUGGUGGGAUCUUUUUAAGGCGGAGGAGAGGGUUGAGGCUAUGGGGGCGUUGUGGGGGAUGAUGGGGUGGUUGAUGAGGGAUGUUGAGGGGGAGAGGGGGGAGAGGAUGGAGGGUGUUGAGGGGGGUGCUUGAGCGGGUUUAUUAUUUAAAGAGAUGGACAUGAUAUGAUGUCCGCCGAAUGCGGUUGUUUCUUACGCGUAGAAAGUGGGAGGGGAAUUUUUACUUAUAUUCAGCAUAUCCAGAAGAACUUAGAUUUUUUUUUUGAAGAGAGGAAAUUAUAUACACAGCUGCUAAACAAAAAAUGCAAGUAUAGAAGUUGUAUAUGAAUCAAUAUAUAUUAAAAAAGCG